Molecule: messenger RNA, 1344 nt
Organism: Mesorhabditis spiculigera
Lineage: Eukaryota; Metazoa; Nematoda; Chromadorea; Rhabditida; Rhabditidae
Source: the annotation of a GenBank genome assembly
AUGGAUCACCACAUUCUCCUAAUGACCCCCUCGGUCUCGCAAUCAUCCACCGACCUGUGCGUCGUCUGCGGCGACAAGGCCAUCGGCAAGCAUUACGGUGCCGUGGCGUGCAACGGCUGCAAAGGAUUCUUCCGACGAUCUGUCUGGCAAAACCUACAGUACACCUGUCGCUUCAACAAGCAAUGCAACAUCGACAAGGACCACCGGAAUGCCUGCCGAUAUUGCCGUUUCCAGAAGUGUUUGGCUGACGGGAUGAAGCCGGAAGCCAUUCAAAAUGAGCGUGACCGUAUCGGGUCUACCAAGCGGAGGAAGCGUUCUUUGGGUGAGACCAACUCGGAUUCGGAAGGAACUCCCUCCCCCAAAAUGGACAUGGCCUCAGCCUCGGCUUCUCGUCGCUUCAUCGAGGCGUUGAUGGACAUUGAGAAUCGGUUGAUUGGCAACCAGUCGAUGGAUGCCCUCCUCCACGACAACCUUGGAAAGCCAAAAACUAGCCGCCAGUUCAUCGUCAACAGCGUCAUCCAGUGGUCGAACAUGUUGCAUCCACUUUCUGAGAUUGACCUAGCUGAUAAGGUAGCACUCCUCAAGGAAACCGCCGGCCCUUUUUCACUUCUCCAAACGAUCCAACGCAGCAUUGCCGUCCCACACCUCGUGCUCCCCAAUGACCAGAUCCUCAGCGUUUCCCCGCUCCACCCCGCCGAUCUGCUCCAGGCUUUGACCAAGAUUUUGGACGAGGUUUUGUCGCCGCUUCGACGACUUCACAUCGAGCAGGCCGAGUUCUGCUGUCUUAAGGCCCUCAUGCUCCUCAACCCUGAUGUGAGCGGCAUCUCCCUCGAGACAAAAUCACGACUCCGCGACGGUCGCGAUACCGUAGUCCGAACCCUGUUCACCUACCUCAGCCAGACGCAGUCCCCCGUUGAUGCCAACCUCAGAAUCUCCUCCCUGCUGAUGGUGAUCCCCUCCAUUCAAGUGGUCACCAACCUCCUCGUCGAAAAGCCCCAUAUCGGCUCGAUCUUCGGACUCUGCGAUGGCGAUGGAAGAAACGAGAAUUCCCCACCGAUCUCGCUCGCCACCCCGAUCUGCUUGAGUCCCGAGGCGCCGGUGUACGAGCAGAAGCCCGAGCUGUUUCUCAAGGACAAUAUUCUGGCUAACUUCAUGGUCCAGUCGACGCUGGCCGAUUUGCAGAAGGGACUCCAGAAUCCGCUUUUUUCGAUCGCUGGUCUUCCGCCGAGCCAAGCCGGUGGAUUGGCGUUGCCGUUCGGAUUGUUCAACCAUGGCCUAUCGCUGAUCCCCUCUACCACGCUGCCAAUGAAGCCAUUCGCCACUCAACCCGAUCUCUUCAAAGUU